Lathyrus oleraceus (garden pea) is the source of this 1316-nucleotide messenger RNA. Its product is annotated as ranBP2-type zinc finger protein At1g67325. The coding region runs from base 139 to 999 and encodes 286 amino acids. The record is from RefSeq and is a predicted model, not a curated record. The transcript is spliced from 10 exons. Lineage: Eukaryota; Viridiplantae; Streptophyta; Magnoliopsida; Fabales; Fabaceae.
UUAAUUUAUAUUUAUAUUUUCGCUGGGUAGUUAGGGGUAACGCUUUUGUGCAUUCCGUUUACCGCUCCGUUCGAGAAGUAGAAGAAGGAUCUCUCUAUCUCUUUGCUUUUUCCCUCGCCGCACUCACUGCUCAUCGCCAUGUCUCAGGUUGAUAACAGAAAUUCCUCAGCUGCUAAGCGUGCCAGGACUGAUGGUAGCCGCAGGGAAGAUGAUUGGACAUGUCCCAGCUGUGGCAAUGUCAAUUUCUCUUUCAGGACAACCUGCAAUAUGCGUAACUGCACCCAACCAAGGCCUGCUGAUCAUAACUCUAAAUCUGCUGUGAAGCCUCUUCAAGCUCCACAGGCCUAUUCAGCUGCACCUCCUUAUAUAGGCUCCAAUGCCCCCCCUUCAAUAUAUCUUGGUGUCCCACCAUACGGGUCUUCUUUAUUCAAUGGAUCACCUGUUCCUCCCUAUGAGGUUCCAUUUUCUGGAGGAUCAGCGGCCUAUCACUACAAUUAUGGAGGCCGCCUUUCUGCUGGCAGUCCGUAUAGGCCACUGCAUCUAGCAGGACCGGCACCAUACGCAAGUGGAUCCAUGGUGGGAAAUGGUGGGAUCUAUGCCAUGCCUCAGUUAUUGGAUCGUUAUGGCCUCGGUGUCCCUAUUGGACCUGGAACAAUGGGCACUAGGCCAGGAUUUUUUCGCGAUGACAAGUCUCAGAAAAAGGGAGGAGAUGCAACUCGUGACAAUGAUUGGGCAUGCCCAAAAUGUGGCAACGUCAAUUUCUCAUUUAGAACUGUCUGCAACAUGAGAAAGUGCAACACUCCCAAGCCUGGAACCCCGGCCUCAAAGUCGGACAAGAACUCUAAGCAAAAGAUGCCCGAGGGAAGCUGGAAAUGUGAAAAAUGUAAUAACAUAAAUUACCCGUUCCGAACCAAGUGCAACAGACAGAAUUGUGGUGCUGACAAGCCAGCUGAGUCGGAUAAAUCUCCCUCAUCAUCUCCAGAUCAAAAUGACCAGUGAGUACUAGGACAUGUUUGAGGGUUGAGAAGGUCCAGAGUUGUCAUCCAGCAUUGCUCAAUUUGGGUGUCUGACAGUCAGUCUUGUCGUCCUCUAUGUUGCAGAAGUUGUCAAGUCACUCACCUUCUCAUUAUCUGUGUCAAUUUGUUGUAUUAACUGAAAUGGUAUUUGGUCUUUGUGGAUUAUUAUGAUGCACAUGUCAGCCAGCUUUCCUGGCAGAAAGGUUGUUGCGAGUUCCAGUUUUAAGUUUUGUUUUGGUUCUGAACUGUCUGCAUUUUAAGUAUAACUUGAGAUGAAUAGAUACAAACAGCAUUUUUGAA